AUGGAACAGGAUUAUAAAUACCUUGGUUGGAAGAAUUUCAGUGUUGAGUAUUUGGAGAAUAAUUGUGACAAAGUCAGAAAACUGGCUUGUGAGAAAGCUUUACAUUAUUCUAUCAAAUCUAGUAGCAUUCUACAAGAUGCUUAUGAAGAAUUUUCUAAGAUUCCUGACAACAAGCAGAGAACGCAAUAUUUAUCAAUGGUAGAGGCUAUGGAAUCAAUGAUUGACAUAAACUACUAUAAUCUCAUUUUAGAAAAGCUUAUUACUGACGCUAACACAUUUUAUAUGUUUCAGGUUUCUCUUAAAUUUAAUGAUCCACUCAGCUUCGGUUGCAUUGUUGAUCGAAAUUUGGAUAUAAUUUUUAGAAAGUUGUCAGAAGAGCGAAAGAAGAAUUUGAGAGAAAUUAUAAAUUUGGCAUAUGAUCAAUACGAAACAAGCCAUGCUAUUUCUGAAUUGAUUAAAAUCCUUUUAGAAAAAUUAAAGAGCUUGAAUAAAAGGGAAAUGAUAGUUUCUCUCCCACCUAUAUCAGCGGAUUUCCAAGGAAAUAAUAAGGAAUUUGAAGACAUAUGCGUGAUGCAUAGGAUUAUAGACUCUAUGACCAAAGAAGUCUCAGAGACAUCUCAACAUUGGAUGGAUGAUUCUGGAGAAAUUAGAAUUGGUCACAAAUCCAAUUUUCAUGUGAAGUCCCUACUGAUUGCUGGUGAAGUGAAAAUUGGUCUCAUGGAGGCCUCACGUAUUCUUCCAACUGAUAAAAAGAUUCAUGAUGAUUGGGAUAAGUUGAUCAAGCUUAUGAAAGAUGCUCAUGUACGAUUACUGAGGAAGCUCACUAGAGGGAGGGUUGGAGACGUGAAGGAAAUAGAAGAAGAUCUUAACAAGGUGCCAGUUUUUGGUAUCCAAGUUGCUGAAACUAUGGCAUGUUGGGUUAUGACUAUGCCAUUUGGAGCCUUUUACUUUAUUCAACAUCUUGGUUCAGUGCAAAUUUCUAUGAAUCGAGGCCAAUCUUCACUCGCUGGAUUUAUGAAUGAAUUAUGGAAGUUAAGGGCAUCUCUACGAAACCACAUUCGCAUCCUUAAUAAGAUUGUGGAAAAAGUUGAUGUGUCUUUAUAUAAUAUAGCUUUUUGUUCACCACAAGCUCGGGAAGAUGUGCCUCUUUACGAUGGAGAACAGUGUUCUUCUACCAUUAAAUUUCCACCCAAUAACAGGCAAUCGCUAAGAACUUCACUGACAAUAGCAAUUGCAAAGUCUGCUAAACGAAAUCGGCGAAAGAAGUUAACUCGAUACGCCUAUAAGGUUCUGGCGAAUCAGGGAAAAGAAGCGACUAUUAUCCCCAGUAACGAUAAAGACAUCCAAAAUAAUGAAGCACCUACUGUUAAUCCUAAUAUUCAUGAUAAUACAGAUAAUCAGAAAAAACAUGAAAAAGCAGAGAUAUUCUACAAUCCAGAAAAGCCUUCCACAGUAGUCAGUCCGAAGUCUACAUUCAUCGAAAAAUUCUUAGAAAAAAGGCGCGAAAGGCGAAUUGCAAAUCAAAUUCCUAUUGAUGACAUCUCUUCGAUACCAGAAAAAUAUAUGAAGUUAUUGGAGGUAGAGAUAUUUCGCGAACCCAAUGUCUUAGAAUCAAUACCUCAAGAUUUAUGGAAUGAGUUUGGACAAUGGGCAUACAUGCGUACGAUCAACAUACGAAGAAUCAGAAGCUCUUAG
This is a messenger RNA of Ambispora leptoticha, 1695 nucleotides long. NCBI's taxonomy places the organism in Eukaryota, Fungi, Glomeromycota, Glomeromycetes, Archaeosporales, Ambisporaceae. The record is from the annotation of a GenBank genome assembly.